Messenger RNA from Mesorhabditis belari, 1176 nucleotides. Lineage: Eukaryota; Metazoa; Nematoda; Chromadorea; Rhabditida; Rhabditidae. The record is from the annotation of a GenBank genome assembly.
AUGAAAUCUCUACUUUUCGUGGCCUUAGUGGCCAUCUCUGUGUACGGUUAUCGUUCCGAAUCCUCUGAGUCUGACGAGGAUCUUUUCCAGCUCAAACCUCAAUCAAAUCGCAAAUUUGUUCUCGAUCAAUACCGAAACCGAGUGAUUCCCAAGGAGGCGCAAGAGCUCACCGGUGACGCGCUCAUCCGAUAUGUGAAUCAAAAACAGAGCUUGUGGACUGCCAGACGCCAUCCUCGCUUCGAUCGCUACCCUGAUCGCACCAAAUGGGGAUUGAUGGGAGUGAAAAACGUACGACUUCCGAUUGAGGGUUUGAUGGAGACAGCUGAAUCGGAGAAUUUGGAUGUGUACAUACCCGAGAAUUUCGACUCAAGACAGCAAUGGGAUUACUGUGACUCGAUCAAAAUCGUCAGAGAUCAAAGUUCUUGCGGUUCAUGUUGGGCUUUCGGCGCUGUUGAGGCAAUGUCCGAUCGUAUUUGUAUUGCUUCAAAGGGAAAAAUCCAAGUCUCUCUAUCGGCUGAUGAUCUUCUCUCGUGUUGUAAACGAUGUGGAUAUGGAUGCAAUGGUGGAGAUCCGUUGGCGGCUUGGAAGUAUUGGGUGAGAGACGGAAUCGUCACCGGAUCCAACUACACGGCUAAACAAGGCUGCAAACCCUAUCCAUUCCCUCCAUGUGAACAUCACUCAAAUAAGACUCAUUACGAUCCAUGUAAACACGAUCUCUUUCCAACUCCUCGCUGUGAGCGAACCUGUCAAGAUGGAUACGAUACCGCUUAUAAGAAAGAUCUUUACUUUGGAAAAUCCGCUUAUGGAGUGAAACAAAAUGUGGAAGCGAUUCAGAAGGAGAUUCUCACGAAUGGACCUGUUGAGGUGGCGUUUGAGGUCUACGAGGAUUUCCUCAACUAUGAUGGAGGAGUGUAUGUGCAUACUGGUGGCAAGCUUGGGGGUGGACAUGCAGUGAAGAUGAUCGGAUGGGGAAUGGAGAAAGGAACGCCCUACUGGCUUGUGGUUAACUCGUGGAAUGAAGACUGGGGAGAGAAUGGACUUUUCCGUAUUAUUCGUGGAGUUGAUGAGUGCGGAAUUGAAUCUGGUGUUGUGGGAGGAGUUCCCCGUAUCGACAAGCGUCACCAUCAACGUCUCCACCGUCGUCAAGCCUCUCAACAAGACUCCGACUCUGAGGAA